AUGGCAGCGACUGCGGCUACAGCGAGAGCCAUCGAGCUCAGACGGAGCCCGAGGAAGCGACGCAUUAGUUCUAUUUCCAACGCGGGCGUCUCUGGCUCUCCAGCGUCACGUACUAGAAGCCGGAGCCGGUCUGGAAAGCAAUCAGAUGUAUCGACGGACACGAGUACCAUAACUCCACGGAGGCCCGGCAAGAAAGUCCGUAUCUCGGAUCCCGGGCCUUCCACGGGUUUGACGCCUGCUAUGAUGCGCGCUUCAUUCGAUGGAAGCAAUACGGGCUCUGCACAAAGUACCCCAAGUCGCCAACGGCGAUCAACUCCUGCUUCACGGAAAGGCACACAGCGGGUGAUGCAAUUUAUGCCCUUGCGCCAGGCUUUGGAUUCCCGGGUACAGCGGAGGAUCGGCCGGAUGGGUCUCAGUACUGAGAUCAAUCAUAUUGAGCGAGAGAAGCGAAAUUUUGCUACUUACGAGAAGAAGCUGCAGUCUUUGUUGAAGGAGAGGGAACUGCUGAAGCAAGAACUGGAGAAUGCGAAAAAAUCCGGUGCUUCUGAUCAUGGUGAGGAAUCUCUUGCUCAGGAGGAAUUCAUGUUGGAGGCGUCACAGGAGAACCUCGAGGAGUUGGAAGCGGAGACUAGUCGACUUCGACAGGAAGUUUCUUUCUCAUCCGCCCAGGAUGCCAAUGUGGAGUCUGGCAUUAUGAACGGCGACACUAUUAUCCUUGAUGACACUGGUAUGGAUGGAAGCACGGUUAUUAUGUCCGAUUCGCCCGAUAUUCGAGGUGUUGGAUAUCAACCUGCUAUCCCGGAUGGUUUCUCGCUACUUGGAAACUCAGCACCCGGUGUCGAUUCUUCCAUUCAGGCGGAGUUACCUGAUCGCAACCAGGAAGCUGAGCUUCGCCGCCUUCAGCUGGACCUUGAGACCGCUAGAAAGGAGAAAAGGGCCCUCUUUGACGCGUGGCGCGCUAACAUCGCUUCUCCUGACGGCACUGCCGUUAGUAACAACAUUCGCCAGUCGUCUCCGCCACCCGACUUCUUUGUCCAGAUCAUUCCCACUCUUACUGAUGCUCUUGCUCGUGCUUCCGACGCUACUAAGUCACUGGAGUCGGUAAAGAAGGAGCUAUCAACACUUGGCUUCUCUGGGAGCAACCCGAGCGAAAUCAUUUCGGAGAUGAGCUCGCGGUUCCGUACAGCAUGCAUCGAACUCGAACGUGCAGUGCCAGGGGAAACAGCCAAUGCGGGUCUGCAUUAUGGGAAUGCCACGCUUGGGGCAUUAGUGGAGCGUGUGGAAUCGCUCGUCGAGGACUUUGGAAAUGAACGCACGGGCCAUGAUGGAGCCCUGGGCCGCGAGAAAGCGCUUAGAGGCAAGUUUAAUGAGCUGCUAACCCGGUAUGAAGCCGCGUCAAAGAAGGUUCAAGAACUAGAUGUUUCGGCAAAGGACAUGCUCCACAUGCGGAUGCGGAUGCGGGAGAUGGAACAAGAAGGAGAGAAAAAAGACUUUGGAAUCCAGAGAUUGAAUGCAGCACUGGAACAGUAUCGCGGGGAUAUCAGGAAUCUGGAAGCGCUCGUGAGCAUCUUGGAAGAAGAGAAUACUGCCAGCAAAACGCAACACAUCCAGCAGGUAUCAGAAUUGAAGAACAAGAUCUCUGACGAGGAGAAAGCCCGCCGUGCAGCCGAGUCCACAGUUGAACGGCGUGACGCACAUAUUCGGGAUUUGAAUCAGACCAUUGAGCGCGAUCGCAUUCGUGCCCGUGAUUUGAUGUCCUCAAUAGAGUCCAUCACGAAGGAACGUCAGUCGGCUAUCAGCGAAAUAACCAACCUUGAGCGAGAGAUUGCGAAACAGCACCAGAAUCAUGAGCAAGAAAUUGAAGUCGUCGAAAAAAGACGCCAGUCGGCCAUCGCAAGCCUUGAGCAUGAGUCUGCGGAACAGCUUCAGCAUUGCGAACAGGAAAUUGGGGCAAUGAAUGUGCGCAUUUCAGAACUCAAUACAGCACUCGAAGAAGCCCGGGCAGAAGCAGAGAAACUUGGUCGCAGCAAUGCCGUACUCGAGAAGCAAUUGCAGCUCGAAAUUGAAGAGCGCGACAAUCUCAUUGAUAGAUGGAUCGCGGAUCAAGAGCGGUCAUUUACCUUGAUGAAAGAAACCGCCAAUGCGGAGCGUCGCAAAGCCAAAGUCCGGUCUGCCAAUUAUGAAUUAUUGAAGACAAAGGAGCCUCAGUCAGAUAACUCAGUCACGGGCAGCGAACCGAUUACUCCGGUCAGUAUGCGACAUGUGGAUAUUGAUGUUGGUCGAGGCAAGCACCGAAGGCCAUUGGAUAGCGGGGUUGGGAUUCCCACGGACGAUGCUUUGGACGACGAACCGUUGAGUGAUUUUAAUUCGGACGGGGUUGUUUUGCCUUCAGACCCGGCUUAUCUCUAA
Aspergillus chevalieri is the source of this 2409-nucleotide messenger RNA. RefSeq lists its product as uncharacterized. NCBI's taxonomy places the organism in Eukaryota, Fungi, Ascomycota, Eurotiomycetes, Eurotiales, Aspergillaceae. The record is from RefSeq and is a predicted model, not a curated record. Bases 1 to 2409 code for a protein of 802 amino acids. The transcript has a single exon.